AUGCCCGCAGGCAUUAUUCCAAUAAUGUACAUAGAACUUGCCUUCACAGUGUUACUCUUUGUACUGGGUAUCCUGCUUCUCAUUGGCAUCAAUUAUGUUUGUAUAGAAAUGAUUUAUGUUAUUCCAGAGAGUAUCGUAGUUGCCAUAUAUUGGAUUCUUAACUUUUUCCUUCUGGCAGCCGCCCUGAUCUGCGUCGUAUCGUACUGGCAGGAGUUGUUGGACGAUUUGUACGGGAAGGAGCGGAGGGUGAAGUACUUCCACAAGAUGGCCAACAUCCGGAGCGCCGCCCUCAGUGGCAAUAACACUCCCUACCGCAGUGGAUUCGGAUCCAAGUCAUCCCUCAUGCUAUCACAAGGAUCCAUCAAUCCAGCAUUUCAACAUUUGUUAACAUUGAAAUAUAAAAGUUCAUCACCACGCAUAGUUGUUAAAUUGCUGUCAAAAGCUGCGUUCAACAUUUUGGAAUCUUUAAAAACAGACCUGCUCACUACAUUUGAAAAUUUCUCAUUAACAUCGUGUGACCUCCGUGCUCGAAUGUUCAACCUUCACAACUUUAUGUUCUCAGGCGCUCUACUUAGCGACAACUUUGAAGAAGAUCUGAUUGAAAAUUUUAACAUUCGGCAAAAGUUUUCUUUGCAGUGA
Helobdella robusta is the source of this 639-nucleotide messenger RNA. RefSeq lists its product as hypothetical. The transcript has 5 exons. Lineage: Eukaryota; Metazoa; Annelida; Clitellata; Rhynchobdellida; Glossiphoniidae. The record is from RefSeq and is a predicted model, not a curated record. Bases 1 to 639 code for a protein of 212 amino acids.